CUCUCUUCCUCCUCAGCUCAGCCAAACCUUCUAUCGAGAGACUGAGCUCUCUGAGAGUGAGGAAGAGACACAAAAACCUUUAAAAUGGUGAAGGAAAUGGCCUGCACUUCCUCUUCCGAGGCCUCCGUGACCGUCGUCUCGAAAUGUACGGUCUUCCCGGACCGGAAAUCAACCCUCGAAGACCUCAAGCUCUCCGUCUCCGACCUCCCCAUGCUGUCCUGCCACUACAUCCAGAAGGGCUGCCUCUUCACCAGUCCCCCGAAUGAUGUCCCCUCCGAGGCCCUCGUCAGUCUCCUCAAGCGCGGACUCUCCCAGGCCCUGGCCCUGUUCCCUCCCCUCGCUGGCCGCCUCAUGACCGACCCGGAUGGCCACGUGCACAUCUCGUGCAAUGAUGCUGGGGUCCUCUUCCUCCAUGCUUCGGCAAGCGACUUGGCAAUCUGUGAUGUCCUAGGCCCGGUCCACGUGCCGGAAUGCAUCAAGGGUUUCUUUGCGCUUGACCGGACGGUCAGCUACUGCGGCCAUUUUGAACCCAUCAUGGCUGUUCAGGUGACGGAGCUGAAGGACGGGAUAUUCAUUGGGUGCACGGUGAACCACGCCGUGAUUGAUGGCACGUCGUUCUGGAACUUCUUCAACACGUUCGCGGAGGUCUGCAGGGCCGGGUCUCGCCGGGUCUCCCGGGUCCCAGACUUCGGCCGCGACUCAGUGCUCAUAUCUUCUGCUGUUCUAAAGGUGCCUGAGGGCGGGCCCAAGGUCACAUUCGACGAGUACGCGCCGCUUGCGGAGAGGAUCUUCAGCUUCAGCCGGGAGGCCAUUCUCGAGCUCAAGGCCAAAGUUAACGGCAACCAUAACCAGAAAAGGCUGUUGGAGGCUAACGCCGUUGAGGUCAUGGGGAAGCAACUCCACGAUCCGCACGUGACAGUCAACGGCAAGGUGACGUCGAUAUUGGACAACUUGAACUUCUUCAGGGGCGGCGUUUCAAAACGGUCAGCAGCAGCUGACCAGGGACGUGGCUCGCACGCGGCCGUGGAGAUCUCGUCGUUCCAAUCCCUCUGCGCGCUCCUGUGGAAGUGCGUGACACGCGCGAGGAAGCUACCGGCUUCCAAAACGACCACGUUUAGGAUGGCCGUGAACUGCCGCCACCGGCUUGAACCGGCAUUGGACACCCACUACUUCGGCAACGCGAUACAGAGCAUCCCGACAUACGCACCUGCCGGCAAUGUCCUCGCCCGUGAUCUUCGCUGGUGCGCCGAGCAGCUAAACAAGAACGUAUUGGCCCAUGAUGAUUGGAAGGUGCGACGCGGUGUGGAGGACUGGGAGCGGGACCCAAGGUGCUUCCCUCUGGGCAAUUUCGACGGGGCAUCGAUUACAAUGGGGAGCUCGCCGAGGUUCCCGAUGUUUGACAACGACUUUGGAUGGGGGCGCCCGAUGGCUGUGAGGAGCGGACGUGCGAACAAGUUUGACGGGAAGUUCUCAGCCUUCCCAGGGAGAGAAGGCAGCGGGAGUGUAGAUAUUGAGGUAGUGCUGUCCCCGGAGACGAUGGCGGCGAUCGAGGCGGACCCGGAGCUCAUGCAAUAUGUGUCGAGCUAGUACGAAUUGGAUCGAUGUAUGAAUUCAAUUCAAGAUGUCAUCUAUCAAGUAAUUAAUUUUGUCUAAUUUAAUUGGACAUUAAGGACUUACACCAAAGGGUCGUGGUGUAUGAUAAGAUUAGAGUUCUAAUGUAACGGGGCCGGGUUGGAUUAAUCGGGUUGGGAGAAUCCAAGAAGAUUCUUAUAAAAAGACAGGACAUGGCAUGGAGGCCUUUUGUUUGUAAGUUAUGGCAUAUGUUGAUUCUAAUUAAAUAUCCCCCUUUUCUUUUC
Messenger RNA from Punica granatum (pomegranate), 1856 nucleotides. The record is from RefSeq and is a predicted model, not a curated record. Lineage: Eukaryota; Viridiplantae; Streptophyta; Magnoliopsida; Myrtales; Lythraceae.